AUGAACCAACGUAGUAAAAACCUUGUGCUACUUGCACUUUCAAAUGGCAAUCAAAACUCCGUUGAAGUGCAAAAUUUAGCCAACUCUACAAGGAUGCCAUGUUCUGAACAUACAUUGUCUCAUCAUACAAAUUCCGAGAAACAAGUAACACCAGCCAAUCUAGAUGACCUUACAACAACUACUCCAGAGCAGAAUGAUACUACUUUAGAGAAGCCCAGUAACUCUCCGUCUAUUUUAUAUGCCACUAAUGAAACGAAUGAACGAAAUAAUAUCGACUUCCCAACAGGUGAUUUCUCCGGCAUUGAUUUAGGAGAUGACCCUCGUGCAAGGUCGUCUUCAUCCAGUAGCUCCAGAAGCAGUUCCAGCUGUAGCUCCAGUAGUAGUUCCAGUGGCAAUUCAAGUAGCAGUUCCAGUGAUACUCCUGCUGAGAAUAAUAAUUCUAAUAAUGAGAGUCUUUUUAACGGGCAUAACCAAACAGAGCAACCUAUAAGUAAACCAAGAGGCAGAAAGCGUACGCGUAAUCCAACAACCUGGAAAAAAGAAUGUUGCUAA
Molecule: messenger RNA, 552 nt
Organism: Parnassius apollo (apollo)
Lineage: Eukaryota; Metazoa; Arthropoda; Insecta; Lepidoptera; Papilionidae
Source: the annotation of a GenBank genome assembly